Molecule: messenger RNA, 975 nt
Organism: Exophiala dermatitidis NIH/UT8656
Lineage: Eukaryota; Fungi; Ascomycota; Eurotiomycetes; Chaetothyriales; Herpotrichiellaceae
Exons: 4
Coding region: 217-744 (175 amino acids)
Source: RefSeq, a predicted model, not a curated record
CGAUAAUCUGGUGCAGAUGCCAAUUCAGGCUCCUGCUGGAUACCUCUUCCGGCUCCAAAGUGGUACCUACACAGAGACUGUGAGAAUAUAAGAGUGCGAGUAAACGAUGCAGAAUCUUGGCCACUCGUCAGAUUCCAACUCAAACCAAUCUCCCUAGAACUCUUUGGAAGAUUAAGUUCCUCCUCUUCUGUGCAUUGGAUCAAUCAACUACGAGCCAUGGGUAAGAUUGAAAUUUCAACAGCGGAGGACGUCGACAAUUGUGGUCGAGAAUUCAGCAAAUUCUCUUGUACGCUUCGCAAGGGUGAUUUCGACCUUGAAGAAUGCGAGGAUAUGCUCUUGGAUGCCGUGGACUACGGAUCAGCCUUGGUACGGUAUUGCCAUGAACUCCAAAGCAAGCAUGCCUCGAAGCGUCCUCGAGAUGAGGUGAUUACUAUCAGCGACAGUGACAGCGACAGCGGCGGUGCAGCCCUGACCUCGAAAAUCCCAGACGUGGCGGUCAGUAAGAAACGUGCACGAAGGAAUAGCACCGACAGUGAAGGCGAGGAUAAUUCAAAGCCUUCGAAAAAGGUGCGAAUGAACACGACCAAAAAGCGUACUCGAAAUAUGAUGGAAGACUCUAGUGACGACGGACAAACAGGGAGUUCUUCUAAGAAAGCUCGUCUGGGUGGACAGAAGGUGGAAGCUGCCAAAGUAUUCAAAGAACUCGAUGCGCUAUUGAAGACAACCGUCAAAGGACCAAAGUAGGGCCGAUUCUAGAGCUAGUGAGACAGAAUACUACAAGGAAAAGUUCAGGAAGGGAACGCCAGCCCUGGAGGUCUGAGGGAAAGGGGAAAACAGAAGGUAAGAAUAAAAAGAGCGAAAAGAAAGAGGGAAGGGGCGGAGCAACCAAUGUACACUCGUUUCGUUGUAUUCAGUCUACGGAGAAUAGUUGUCAGUUGAUCUGACCUGUCAAAGAAUAUACAGUCUUAAACAGCA